This is a messenger RNA of Penicillium cataractarum, 2274 nucleotides long. RefSeq lists its product as uncharacterized. The transcript has a single exon. NCBI's taxonomy places the organism in Eukaryota, Fungi, Ascomycota, Eurotiomycetes, Eurotiales, Aspergillaceae. The coding region runs from base 1 to 2274 and encodes 757 amino acids. The record is from RefSeq and is a predicted model, not a curated record.
AUGCCCUACCCGCGGGCCGUCUCGCCAUUCAGUCUUGAGACAUACGAGCCUUCCGCCGAUAAUAUAGCAGGUGAUGAGCUGCCGGCCUCUGAUGACGAGUUGAACGAAGCUGAGCGCGCGGCUAAACGUCAGAGAGUAGAGAAGUUGGCGGAGUCGUAUCUCAAGGGCCAGCCGCUGUUUAUCCUUUCCGCGUCGUUGAAGGGACCCUUCGAUCAGGGUUGGAGGAACCCGUGGAAGAAGGAUCGCAAGGCUAUCGUCAACCGGCGGGUCAACAAACGUGGGAAGAGGGCUGUACAGAAUUCGGGCCGCGUCGUACAGGAGACCGACUUGCGCCAUCCGAAGUAUCGAGAAGAUUUGACUGUUGCUGCUUCGAGUCCUGCAGCUGCUACACACCAAACAGUUCAAUCGCCUAUUCCGCCAGUGACAAAUGUCAGUUCCCCCGUUACAUCUCGAUCGGCACAGAAAAGACCUCUUCACGCAGCGACAUACGAUGAACAAAAUCGAGCGACACCCCGUUCGAUCAAGAAACCGAGAGAGACAGCUUUAUGGCGAGCGGCAGACCAUUCUUUUGCACCCGGUGGACCGUCGGACUGGUUGAAGAAAGACCGGAAACGAUUGAAUUUCACGCAGAUUGAACCACCUAGCUCUCCGACCCCGAAGAUCGCAUCUCGACAGGCGGAUAAUAAAGCUCGGGUUGGGGCUUUGCGUGCCUUGGAGGUGCGACUUCCUGCGGCGGCCUCACACAGGAGGAUCUCGAUAACUCCUGUCGUCGAUCAGAAGACGAUAGCAGCCGAGCCUAUGGAUAUUUCGCCGGAAGGUUCUCGGGUAUCUGUCCCAGCGGAGCAAAAGCCUGAGCCUAUCACGGAGAAAACAUUGGCUCCAGGGCUGUCAACAACACAUAAGAGCUCUCCUGUUGUGGAUUCUCAUGUGCCAUCAUCGUUUCGUGUUAUUACUUCGACGUCUCAGUUGCCCCGUUUUGAGUAUCGAAGGUGGCAUCAGGACAACGAUAGCCCCGAGUCAGGGAAACAAUCCCCUGUCAAAGGCAGCUCUGAUGUCCCGGAAGCCUCGGCCGAGAAAGAUGGGACUAUGCAGUCAGCUGCUGAAAAAGUCGAGGAAGAUUUACUCUCCGAAGAGACCAUUCAUGAAGCGCAAGUCGCACCUGCAGCGGACAGCAUUGAGAAUGCGCCUGUUACUAGCGCUGAAAACGAUAUAUCCGCCCCAAUAGAUUCUCCAGCGGUCUCCAAAGCGCCUGAUGUCACUGAACAAGUAGACGACCCAAUCGUUGAGCCCGACGCCCCAGUGGAACCGAGUCAGCCCCGGCAGCAAUUGCCAGAUGACGAUCCCAAGAAGGCCGCUCAAAGCAAACUAGCCCAAACAUCAAAGGACCUCAGAUUUGCCGAUGAGGCAGGCGUCUCAACUUGCAUUGAAGAGGAAGAUCAACCACGGACAGAGCAAAAUACCUAUGAGAAUUUGCCGUCUGCGCAACAUGUACCCGUCCCUCCAGGGCUUUCAGAUCGCAUACCAUCUUUACACUCGACCGCGAUGACAAGGGCAAAUGCAGAUCAGAGCAGGGAAGAUAGUUCAGACACGCAAUUGUCGACACAGGCCGCCUUGCUUCUUGCCCAGAGAUCCUUCCAAGAGGACCUGGACAGCCCCGAGCCUGAAUUCAUCCACCCUGCCGAACCGGACGACACCGUGUUGGGGCCUGCUGAGGAGUCAAUCCUAGCACAUGAAACGCCAUAUAAUGACCCGCAUGCUUCUAAAAAAGUGCCGAAUCCUUUCAUGCGGGGAUUGUCGAAAGACAGGAUCCAGGCUAUGAGCACGCAAUGCAUAAUUGAUGCCACAACCCCUUACACGUUCAGCACGGAGAAAAAGAUCAAGGUUUUUCGAGAACUUUCACCCGACCAGCCCAAUGAGAAAGAACCCGAAGGGCCUGGCUUUGCAGAUCUCUUUGCUCCGUCGCCUCGGAUACCCUCGCCUUCUCAAAAUCACGAAUACCACACGGCUCAUUCGAGUCCUCACCACCCAGAUCACGAUCUAGAUCACAACCCCGACCCUACAUUCACCCAUCGCUCAACGACUCAAGGGACAGCUCUCCCAUUCGCUCUGAGUGGUUCAACGCCUACCACUGCCCAGGAUGGGCAAGGUGCUCCCCAGGGUAUAGAAAGCUUCGAUCUCAGCCAGGCCAUCGCCGACGCUGGCAGUUGGCUGCAGCAGAGCUUCGAUUUUAUGAAGGAGGUUGGCCGUCCUAGUCAGCCUGCAAAGCCGACAUAG